AGAGCCAAAAUGUUUUAUUCUCCCACACACUGUGGACUUGUUUUCUAUAAUAUGAAAUCCAUGGAGCCUCUUCUCAUUUUCUCACUGUGGACUCUCAUCCACUGCUUGGAUUUUGUUAAAGCUGCUACUCUCAGCAUCCAUCCCAGCAGGUCAGUCUUCUUCUAUUAUGAAACUAUGACUCUGAGCUGUGCAGUGCCAGGCAGCUUCAGCAGCUGGACAGUGAAGAGAAACACCUCCACAAGGUCUUCUGUUUCAUGUGAGACCUGGGGCCAAUUAAAUGGGUCAUCCUGCACCAUCAAAGGUGUCUACCCAUCAGACAGUGGAGUGUACUGGUGUGAGUCUGACAGCGGGGAGUGCAGCAACACCAUCAACAUCAGAGUGGCAACUGGUGUGAUCCUGCAGGGUCCUGCUGUUCCUCUGACUGAGGGAGACAGUGUGACACUAAACUGCUCCUAUAAGGAAAAAUAUGCAAAGGAGUCUACGUCCAAUUUCAAUGCUGAAUUCUACAGAAAUGGUGCUUUUAUUGGAAAUAAGUCUGAAGGAAGGUUUACCUUUAUCCAUGUGUCCAAGGAGAACGAAGGCUUCUACAAGUGUGAACAUCCAACAAAAGGAGAGUCACCGGAGAUCUGGCUGGAAGUGACAGCUCGAGCUCCGUCUACGACUGCUCCUCCUCCUCUGAUGUCUCUUCCCAGGCUGGCGUACACAAUCUUUUUGUUCAUCCUGUUCACUGGUAUACUGAUACUGUAUAUAUCCAUGCACCAAAAGUUCACUCAAGGUCCCACUGCACCUCCUGCAGCUGAAACCGAGGCAAAAAUGAGAGAGUCUGAUCGUCUCUGACUGGAGUGUCUGAGGAUGAAGAUAACGACGAACAAUAACGAUCAAUGUAUCACCAGGAUUAAAGUAAUUUUCUUAUUUUGAUUUACUUCUUUAACUUUUUUUAACUUCUUAGCAGCUGAUGUUUUCCUUACACUGUUACCUCAUGAUUUAAUCUGCUGUUUGUGCUGAAAACUGCAUAAUUCUUAAAUUUGAUGAGUUUUUUGUUUAAAAGACUUUUUGGUCAUCUGUCUUCUUGGUUUAUGUGUCUUGUUUCUUGUCCAGUCUGUCAUGUGUUUUUUGUCUGUGUUCCAUAUUGUCAAGCUUGUGUUGUCAUGUCUAUGUCUGUCCAUGUUUCCUGUUUUAUUUUGAAAGUCUUGUGUUUCUAUGCUAAGUGUGCUUAAUUUUACUUUUCCCCUGUGGCGUCAUUUUGUUCAUUUGUGUCAGCAGUGUCUCCCCAGGUGUUUCCUCUUCCCUCAUUGCCCUCCUGUGUAUUUAUUCUGUGUUUUCAUUCAGUCUUUGACGGGUCGUCUCAGUUGCUUCCCUCCAUGCCACAUUAAGCUCAGGUCAUGCUCAUGCUCAUGCUCAUGCUCAUGCUCCAUGUUCAUGUUUUUCCCUCAUAGCUUCUCGCAUGCUUCUGCCCUGAAUUAUGUUCAUGUCUUUUGUCACAGUUGUCAUAGUUUAGUUUCUUCCAGUUUAGACUUUAGUUUAGUUUUUGUCCCUGUUUACUGUACCUUGUUUUUUGGACUUAUGUUAUCAGCCUUAAUAAAGUGCUCACUCUUUGUUUAUUCAAAUUGCGUUCUACAUUCAGUUUUUUGUCUGCAUUUGGGUCCACUAUUUGCUCAACACACAGUCAGCGGACAAUUGUGUUCUUAUAAAUAAACAAAUGUAUCGUUAUCUUGUUAAUUACUUAAGCAGCUCCAUGUU
Oreochromis aureus is the source of this 1740-nucleotide messenger RNA. Its product is annotated as Fc receptor-like protein 5. The record is from RefSeq and is a predicted model, not a curated record. Gene Ontology annotation, molecular function: transmembrane signaling receptor activity. NCBI's taxonomy places the organism in Eukaryota, Metazoa, Chordata, Actinopteri, Cichliformes, Cichlidae. Bases 10 to 837 code for a protein of 275 amino acids. The transcript has 5 exons. Gene Ontology annotation, biological process: cell surface receptor signaling pathway.